AAUGAAGAAAAAAAAAGAAAUUACUAGGAAGAAAGAACCGGAGAAGGAGAUUCAUUACAAUUGCCCUCCCUUUUACCACAACAUUCUUUGACCAUCACCUCACCUCCUUCCUCCCUUCUUCCUCAUCUCGCUGGAUUUCAUUUCAAUUCAUCAUUCAACAACCUUUUCCCCCUUCUAUUCUAUUCAUAUAUCUUCGCCUCUUCCCAUUCUCUUUCCCACAUGAUUCAGCCGAUCUCCCUUCAAUCCUUCGAUUUCCGACCAAGAAUAGGAAAUCUGUAAAUGGGUAUCUGCAAUUCCACCCCCAAGGACAGCGCCUCCAGCAGCGCCGCCGCCGCAGAAGCCCACCACGAAAAAGGCAGCGCCGCCUGGCCCGUCGCCAAGCUACGCCCCCACUUCACGUCGAAGAAGCAGGAGGGCUCCAAUCACAAACCCAAGGAUAAUAAUAAUAAUAAUAAUAAUAAUAAUAAUAAUAAUAAUAAUAAUAAUAAUAAUAAUAAUAAUAAUCAGAAGAAUAAGCAGCAGAAGCAGAAGCAGAAGCAGAAGCAAAAGCAGUCUCCGCACAAUGUGAAGCACAACCCGAGAAGGCAGAAUUUGUCGAUCCCUUGUGGGAAAAGAACCGAUUUUGGGUACGAGAAGGAUUUUAAUGAGAGGUAUACGAUUGGGAAAUUGCUGGGACAUGGCCAAUUUGGCUAUACUUAUGUUGCGGUUGAUAACAGCAAUGGAGAUCGUGUUGCUGUCAAGAGAAUAGAGAAGAACAAGAUGGUUCUUCCAAUUGCUGUUGAGGAUGUGAAGAGAGAAGUCGAGAUAUUGAAAGCAUUAGACGGUCACGAGAACGUGGUUCAGUUCCAUAAUGCUUUCGACGAUGAUUCAUAUGUAUAUAUAGUGAUGGAGUUAUGUGAGGGUGGAGAGUUACUAGACCGUAUAUUAUCUAAAAAAGAUAACCGUUAUGCAGAGAAAGAUGCAGCUAUUGUUGUAAGGCAGAUGCUGAAAGUUGCCGCGGAAUGCCACUUACAUGGUUUGGUACACCGUGAUUUGAAGCCCGAGAACUUCUUGUUUAAGUCGGCCAAUGAGGAUUCACCAUUGAAAGCUACAGAUUUUGGACUUUCAGACUUCAUAAAACCAGGAAAGAAGUUCCACGACAUUGUUGGGAGUGCAUAUUAUGUUGCUCCAGAGGUAUUGAAGCGCAGGUCAGGCCCGGAAUCAGAUGUAUGGAGCAUUGGUGUGAUUACUUACAUUUUGCUUUGUGGCCGUCGGCCCUUUUGGGAUAAAACUGAGGAUGGCAUAUUUAAGGAGGUUCUCAGAAACAAGCCUGAUUUUCGGCGGAAACCAUGGUCAAGUAUAAGCGAUGCUGCUAAAGAUUUUGUGAGGAAGUUGCUCGUGAAAGAUCCCCAUGCAAGACUUACUGCCGCCCAAGCUUUAUCUCAUCCAUGGGUACGAGAAGGAGGUGAAGCUUCAGAUAUUCCACUAGACAUAUCCGUUCUAGCCAACAUGCGGCGCUUUGUGACGUACAGCAGAUUGAAGCAGUUUGCACUUAGGGCACUGGCUGGCACAAUUGACAAGGAAGAGCUGGCUGAUCUACAAGAUCAGUUCGAUGCCAUAGAUGUGGAUAAAAAUGGAGCUAUCAGUCUCGAGGAAAUGAGACAGGCCUUGGCGAAGGAUCUCCCUUGGAAGUUGAAAGAAUCGCGUGUUCUUGAAAUCCUUCAAGCGAUUGAUAGUAACACCGAUGGACUAGUAGAUUUCUCGGAGUUUGUUGCUGCAACCGUUCACGUGAAUCAGCUGGAGGAACACAACUCAGAGAAAUGGCAGAUGAGGUCCAAGGCCGCUUUUGAAAAAUUCGAUGUUGACAAAGAUGGAUACAUAACACCAGAGGAAAUCAAAAUGCACACGGGGCUAAGGGGUUCGAUGGACAUGCUUCUAGAAGAAGCGGAUAUCGACAAAGAUGGGAAGAUCAGCUUGUCAGAAUUCCGCAGGCUGUUGAGAACUGCGAGUAUGAGCUCGACCAGUGUCACCCCGAGAGGUAAUCAGCAUCGAAAAAAGAUGUAUUGACGAGCAUGGUUUCGGCUUAAGUUGCAGCAUAGUUUUGGGCGUUGGUCUCGUUAACACCAACAGGUGGUUUCUUGCUGUAAAUUGUUUGUUGCUGCUGUUGGACCAUCUUUUCUCUCUUGCAUGUAUGUAUAUACGAAUCUAUCAAUUGAUUAUACUAAAUUAAAUGAAAUUCUUUUAGUUUUUUGUA
Messenger RNA from Salvia hispanica, 2233 nucleotides. RefSeq names its product calcium-dependent protein kinase 28-like. Gene Ontology annotation, biological process: protein phosphorylation. Gene Ontology annotation, molecular function: calcium ion binding; ATP binding; protein kinase activity. NCBI's taxonomy places the organism in Eukaryota, Viridiplantae, Streptophyta, Magnoliopsida, Lamiales, Lamiaceae. The record is from RefSeq and is a predicted model, not a curated record.